GCCGCUGCUCGGCCGCCAAGAGCGUAAGACAAGCAGCCCCCCCCGGGGAGGGCGGAGGGUGAGGAGGUGACGGGCCGCUCUCGCGUCCUCCCCGGUCGAGGCGGAGAUGCUGGAAGCAGGGGCAGUCCCGGCCUUUUCCGCAUCCCCCCCCCCCCCCCGCCGCUGGGACUCUUACUGCAGCGGGGAGUCCGGAGCCGGGCUGCCCCGCAGACCUCGCCCCACCGCGGGAGAGGGACCGGCCCGCCCGGCGAGCGAGCUCGGUCCCAGCUCCGUGCCUGUCCCGGUCCCCGCUCGCUCUCCUCCUCGCCGUCGGUGCCGGCCCUGUGCCCCGGGAUGCCUCCCAACCUCACCGGCUAUUACCGCUUCGUCUCCCAGGAGAACAUGGACAAUUACCUGCGCGCUUUAGAUAUCAACAUGGUCCUGCGAAAACUGGUUUGCCUCCUGAAGCCCGAUAAAGAGAUCAUCCACACGGGAGAUCACAUGGUCAUCCGCACGAUCACCUCCCUGCGGGACUACGUGAUGGAUUUUGACCUGGGAGUCCAGUUUGAGGAAGACCUGGGACCCGUGGAUGGACGCAAGUGCCAGACAACUGUCUUCUGGGAGGGGGAUCAGCUGGUGUGUGAGCAGCUAGGAGAGAAGAGGAACCGAGGCUGGAGGCACUGGCUGGAGGGGGACCAGCUGCAUCUGCGCAUGACCGCUGAAGACGAGGUGUGUGUCCAGGUUUUCCAGAAAGUGAAGUGAGCGCUCCCCCCGCCCCGCCGCUCCGGACAGGACCCUCGCUCCCCAGUGUACACUGCCCCGGAUUGAAAAAAAGAAACAAGACCCGAGGGAACCAAGCCCCCCCCCCUCUCCC
Harpia harpyja (harpy eagle) is the source of this 853-nucleotide messenger RNA. RefSeq names its product retinol binding protein 5 (gene RBP5). The transcript has 4 exons. The record is from RefSeq and is a predicted model, not a curated record. Gene Ontology annotation, cellular component: nucleus; cytosol. Lineage: Eukaryota; Metazoa; Chordata; Aves; Accipitriformes; Accipitridae. The coding region runs from base 334 to 741 and encodes 135 amino acids. Gene Ontology annotation, molecular function: fatty acid binding. Gene Ontology annotation, biological process: fatty acid transport.